AUGGCAAAUUCACAAGAUGUGUCGACAUCAAACCCCUUGCUGAAUCCCAUCAACACAUCCACCACAUUCUCCCUCUCAUCCUACUGGCCAUCGCUAGCCAGGAAAUCAGGAACAGCCUCAUACAUCAUUGCACCAUUCAAAGCAUCAUCCUCCACAUUGACUGCAAAUACAGCAACAUCACCACUAUCGCCCUCAUUACAACAGAAAGGAGCUGCAUUCAACAGCGUGAAAAGAUGGCGAUGGUGGAACCUUGUGGGCAUCUUCAUCUUUCUACUAAUUGCGACUGAGAUGGUAAUGAUCUUUAACAGCUACAAAUUACUGCACCAGGAGCUGUCUCCCAUCCGCAUAGUCAAGCGACAAUAUCCAUUCAAAGCAUACACCCAUUUAGAUACAAAUGUCGAGAGCCAAAUAGAGAAGGGGACUCAAGUGUACCAUGUCACCAAGGAAUUUGGCCCAGCUACACUGACAUCCCUAGGCAGAACUGUCACCGCACUCGCAGCAGCACAACAGGCGUCCAAUUUGACAGAAGUCGCCAUCGUGAUGCCAUUUUAUACAUUCAUGAGAAAGCUCAUUACGGACAAGGAAAUUGACAUGACAAUCGAUAUUCGAGGAAAGAGGCCCGGUCAAGUCAUGUCUGUGGAGUUUAGGGUGUGGAAAAUGAUGCAUGCCUUCAAUCCGCCAGUACAAAAGCCAAGCAAAUACGAAUGGCAGAUGAUUAACAAUGUCAACACCUCUGUCCUUAUCACGCCUCAACGCCCCGCCGCGCCUACUGAUGUUGUACCUGUGUAUAUGAUUGGCCAUGCCAACAGAAAACCGUUCAACCAAGCUUUCAAAUGUCGUACAGUCCAUGAUAUCAACACGGAAAACGAAUUACCCAAUGAAUGGAGAGACCAAUACUUUGCAAAGGCCGCUGCUGCCUUUCUGGCUCAUAAAGCAACUGCUGCUGAUGAAGAGUCCAUUUUCGCGCCUAUUCGUAUCGUACCCAGAGUGGAUAUCGUCCAUGUGCACGGUGCCUCCAAUGCCUAUGUCACUAAAUUUUUGCAAGACAAGAAAGACGCGGAUGAUUUGGGGCCAAGACCCCCUGCUAUUGUCUAUACGAUGCAUGAUCACCAAGACGAGAUUCAGUACCAAAACUCGUUUAGAAGCGUAAGAAAAUUCUUGGAACACAUGUCUGAGAGAGAGGCGCUUCGCAAAUACGUGUACGGUGGUAAAAUGUUCAUGUCAAAGCUAGCCAUUGAUCGUGCGGAUGCUGUCACUUUUACGAGUCGCCCCAUGGCUGCUGAUAUUGUCGAGGGUCGCCGUGAUUUCCAUCUGAAAGAGCUCAUCAUGGACAGUCUAUUGCGCAAGGUGGAAGGUGCUCGCUUCUACGGUAUCAGCAAUGCGAUUGACUAUUACAGCUCAGAGCACCCCUUCAUUACGGAUAAGCUAGUGAAUCGCAACAUGGGCUUCCCUCAAUAUGCGUUCGACAUGAUCAAAGACCAGCCCUUGAUCCAUUCCAAAGAUCCCUUGCACGCCUUGGCGCUUGAUAUCCCCGAGAACCCCACUUACUGGACGCUUUCUGAAAACCCCAACGAUUUCACAUUUGUAUUGAAGGAUCGCUCCAAGAGAUACCUGAUCAAGAGAGAUUUGUUCACCGAGGAAGACAUGAAGCGACCUGUUGUGCUGUUUCGAGGUGGAUUGGAAAAUAACAAGGGACUGGACAUAUUUGAAAAGGCUGCUGAAUAUUUCGUUAAACACAACAUGCGAUUUGUGAUUAUGGGAAACAGGAAGGAUUAUCCAUUCGACAAAUUGGAAGCACUGCAGCGAAUGUAUCCCAACCAUGUUUCGUUGAUCACCACAGGCAAAGAGCAGCGUCAAUUGGGCAUCUUUUGUCGAGCAGCUGCUGAUUUCGUAUUUGCACCCAACCCCAACGACAGCUUGGGCUUGGAAACAGUAGAGGGCAUGGUGUUUGGCUCAGCUGUCAUUACGACAGGUGCUGGUAGUUUGCAUGAAUCCAUCAUUGAUCGUCCUGCUGGUAGAGCUGGAAAACGCAAGGUGAAUGUUGCUCUUUUGGACCCUAACGUAUUGACAGAGAAAGGGUCUGUAGUCACUAGCUAUGAAUACUUUAACGGCUACGUCUAUGACCACGAUGACCACGCAUCAUUGGAGAUGGCUAUACAAGAUGCUGCCGUUGAUUUCCAAAAAAUCAAAAGCAUCAAGGCACUUCGUGAAGAAUUCAUACUGAGAAUGAUUCGUAGUGCAUUGAAUUUGGGUUGGGACCGAGGACACUUUCAAGGACCUGUCCACGAAUACAACCGAGUGUAUGAAUUGGCUCUGGAGGAUCGCUUAAUUCCAGAAAUGAAGAGACAUGAAGUCGAACAAGAGAGUGAGCUGGUGUCAAGACUUCAAGAUAUGGAUGUCGAAAUUGAUGAUUCCUGGGAGUAA
Mucor velutinosus is the source of this 2424-nucleotide messenger RNA. RefSeq names its product Exocyst complex component 5 (gene SEC10). NCBI's taxonomy places the organism in Eukaryota, Fungi, Mucoromycota, Mucoromycetes, Mucorales, Mucoraceae. The transcript has 2 exons. Gene Ontology annotation, molecular function: glycosyltransferase activity. The record is from RefSeq and is a predicted model, not a curated record. Bases 1 to 2424 code for a protein of 807 amino acids.